UGUUUCUACAGACUUAAUAUGAAGUCAAUGUUGCGCUUUUUGGUUUUCAAAGAGCCGACGCCCUCAGAAAGUGGCUCAUACGUGAAGUAAUGGUUUAAUUACAGCAAUUAUCCAUGUGAAUGUAUAUAAACAUCUAAUGCUCUCUUGCUCAUUGGAGAACUAGGUUUGCGUAAAUGCAUGAUAAAUACAGAUUUAUCAUGCGCUUGCAUUAAUAAUUUUCACCAAAGUAAUAAUUAUAAAUACUUAAUGGAAAUGUUAUUUUUCAGCAAAACAUUAACAGGUUGAAUUUCACAGUCUAUAAAGUUCAUGAUGCAGCCCCCCCUGCUCCCCCCACUGAAAUACUAAAACUAAGGUUGAUAUCUUAUAUAUUGUUUUACAUUCUAACAUUUUCAAAUAAAGAUUUGCCCAGGAAUGUGCAAGGCAAGUUUCUAUCACUGUUGGGUCAUUUCUUGCUAACCCGGUGAUUACGCAAUAGGCUUGUAUUUGUUGGAAAUGACAUUACUAACCGUGCACACAUUGUUGAGGAGCAGUUUUGUUACGUCAGUACGAUGUGUCUCGUUAUGUUUCUCUUACUGCUAUAAGAGAUGUCGCCUUGUGCAGUUUGAGUGUGAGGCGAUGCUGAGAGAUUCCGGCUGCUCAAACUGUGCAAAAUGUUUUCUGUUAUGAGAAGGCACACCCCAUACACAAGUUAUCAAAACUAUGCAGUAUGUGCUAUGCACAAGAUGACAUCCAUUGUAGACACAGAACAAGACUGACACAUCCUAAACAGUGAUUGGUUGAUUCCUGCAGAGCAUCUUUGAUUCAUUUCUGUUUGUACUUCCACUGUCUUUUACUUGCUUUGCUCUUACACUUUGGAAUUCACUUCUAUUGGAUAUGAGAAGCAUUUCCACUUCUGUCAAGAUAUUACCAGCCCUACUCAGAAAUAACACUUUAGUGUCGUGCUCACUUACUGUAAGUGUGCCAAAUGAAUGGAUUUUCCUGUUGAGAAAGCACACCUCAGUGAGCAUUAACAUUGCAAGUGUUGAAUAUGGCAUUAAGACUUCUUUUUGACUAGGCUUGUUGGGUUAAGUGUGGGUGCUUUGGGUUUCUUGAUGCUCAGUAAAAGGGAUCGAUACACCUUUUUAUUCAUUUAUUUACAUCAAUGUAGUUUCAUUGUUAAUAUGAGAAUGUCAACUUUAACUUAAUGCUUGCAAAAGGAAGAACAAGUGAGAUCUGGGACUGGAGAUGUUUCUUGUGCUUGCACUGGAAUAUUUGCAUUUAAAUGUGCUCGUGCAGAAGAGAUAUUCAACAUGCUGCAGGAAAUCAUGCAGAACAAUAGCAUAAGUGUUGUGGAAGAGCCAGUAAUGGAACGAAACCACAACCAGACAGACUUGGAAGCUCCCAGGACACCCCGCACUCCCACCACCCCUGGCUUUGCUGCCCCAAGUCUACCCAAUGGAUGCCCACGGUACCCUUCAUGUGGAGAUGCCUCGUCACGCCCCUCGAGCAGACACCCGUCUGUAGGAAGUGCCCGCCUUCCUUCCGUGGGGGAGGAGUCCACACAUCUCUUAUUGGUAGCUGAUGAACAAGUCCACACGUACGUGAACACCACAGGGAUGCAGGAGGAGCGGAGGAACCGGCCCAGCAGCCACAUGCCCCUGGAGCUCCGGCUCUCCAACACUGAGAGCAUUGGCAGUGGCGGGGGCGGGGGCGGGCAGGCAGCGCAGGGGGACUUGUGCCCUGCAGAGGAUGGGGAGCCCCAAGUCUUGCUCGAGCCUGAGGGCGUCAAGUUUAUUCUAGGACCAACGCCUGUUCAGAGACAACUAAUGGAGAAAGAGAAAGAAGAGACCGGGGCUGAGGACCAAGCUAGCGGCGGGGCUGUGGUUACAGGGGGUUGUGUUAACGGAGUGUCUGCUGACAGUGCCGGCACGAACCCCACAGACUGGGACACUGGCUACGACAGUGACGAACGCAAGGAGGCCUCUUCCAAUAACAAACUGGCGUACGAGAAACUGAACGGCUUUUCCCUGCCUAGCGCGCCGCCUCCCCGAAGGGGUAGGAUUCCCACGCCGAACGGCUCGGACUCUCACAACGCUAACAACUCUGCUCAGAGGAGGACAGCUCUGUUAAACUAUGAAAACCUCCCCUCACUGCCUCCUGUGUGGGAAGUUUCGAAACCAAGCAAGGAGGAGGAUAGUUUCGUCCCAAAGACGCCGGCUCUUAAUGGCUAUCACAAUAACCUCGACCCAAUGCAUAACUAUGUCAACACAGAAAAUGUAACCGUUCCGCAAAGCGCCAACAAGCCGGAGGUUGCGAGGCGCCGGGACUGCACCCCAACAGUGUUUAACUUUGACUUCAGGCGCCCCAGUCUAGAUCACAGACAGCUCAACUACAUUGAGGUUGAGAUGGAAAGAGGCAGUGACUCCAGCAACCCGCAGACCCCCAAAACACCCACCACUCCUCUCCCCCAAACUCCCACCAGGCGAACAGAGCUCUACUCUGUCAUAGACAUAGAACGGACUGCUGCAAUGUCCAGUUUGCAGAAAGCACUGCCACGAGACGAUGGUACUUCAAGAAAAACACGACACAAUAGUACUGACCUGCCUAUGUGAGCCUAGAAAGCACUAUUUUAUAAGUUGCACCUUUUUUUUUUUUCUUUUUUUAAGUUUUAAAGAAUACAAAAAAAAAAAAAAAUUGAAGACAACCAGGGCUUCAGCUGCUUUUUGUUUUUUGUUUUCCCUUUCCAAAUAUAAUAACUACAUAUAACCUUGAGUCUAAACUAGAGGGGGAGUUGCACUGUGUACUUUGUGUUAACUUUAAAGGGAUUUGAAGUAGAGCAGGUACAUGUCAUUCAUAUAACACUAUUGUAUUAUGUGCUAUUUACAUCAUUCAUUUUCAGUGCCUAUUUAAUUCAAUAGAAUUGGAGUGAAAUGCCAGUAACAUUUUUGGUCAUAUACCCCUCUUACUGGUGUAAAUCAGUUUGGUUAAUAAAAAAAAAAUUUAAAAAAUGUGCAGCUUUGUUUUAAAAUGCAACACUUUUUAUAAUAAUUUAGAUUUGUGUGUUGCAUUGUUUGGUACUACUGUAGCAAUGCAUCUCCAUUUAUAUACUGCCAAAUCUCUGAAAUGAGCAAAGAAGACGACAAGAGGACGGUACAGAAAAACUAACUGAAUGUGUACCAAAACUAGGGUUCGAGUUUUAUUAAGUGCAAUUUUGUUUCAGUUCCACCCAAAAGACCUUGUGUUUUCAGAGGACGACUGGCAUGCUUUGAAAGCCCUUUACAUGCAUGCAAGCAAAAUCAAAUGAAUUAAUUGGAGCUUUUUAUAAACUGUUGAGCCAACAAUUGUUUCUUUUUAAUUGACUUGCUGUUACACCACAGUAGUGCUCAGUAUCAUACUGGUAAUUCAAAUUCAAACUGUUUGCUAUGUAUGAAACUGUCAAAUGUUUUCAUAGGAUCCUGAAUCUCAAGUUCACCCUUUCAUGGUUUUAUCUUUGCAUUGUAUUAUAUUGUAAGAUGUAUUGUGUAUUCUUCUAACUUGCAUUAUAUAUAUAUAUAUAUAUAUAUAUAUAUAUAUAUAUAUAUAUAUAUAUAUAUAUAUAUAUAUAUCUUCCUACCUUAAACAUAACUAUAGGAACUGUGUAUGAAUGUAGUUUGAGUAGAUUUGUUUAAUAAAACAAUGCAAUGGUAAUUUUAAAUGAAAUGAGGAUAUACCCUUGCCAAACAAAGUCUUAGACAAAGUAAGCUCUGAAUGUUGGGUUCAUUUCAGCUGUAAACAUUCCUUAAUAUGUGUGGUGUGUUUUGGGGCAAGUUAAAGAUAAAUACUAUGCAGAAAAGUAACCAACACUUUUUUUUGUUUUAAUUUAUUUUUUGUUUAGCUGGGCCACAUCAGUGUACAAGCAUUUAAGUUAAAGUUUAUUUAGAUGUUUGCAUUUUCAGGUAUGGAUAUAGUGUACCAAAAUGUUCAUAUUUAAGAAAACCACAGUGUCUGUAUUUUUAGGAUAGCUACAUCUUUUUCAGAUGUUAUCAGUGCCAACACCAUUUUUUU
Acipenser ruthenus (sterlet) is the source of this 4023-nucleotide messenger RNA. Its product is annotated as fibroblast growth factor receptor substrate 2-like. The transcript is spliced from 4 exons. Lineage: Eukaryota; Metazoa; Chordata; Actinopteri; Acipenseriformes; Acipenseridae. The coding region runs from base 1290 to 2591 and encodes 433 amino acids. Gene Ontology annotation, cellular component: cell-cell junction; cytoplasm. The record is from RefSeq and is a predicted model, not a curated record. Gene Ontology annotation, biological process: cell surface receptor protein tyrosine kinase signaling pathway.